Messenger RNA from Puccinia triticina, 729 nucleotides. RefSeq lists its product as uncharacterized. The coding region runs from base 1 to 729 and encodes 242 amino acids. The record is from RefSeq and is a predicted model, not a curated record. The transcript is spliced from 2 exons. NCBI's taxonomy places the organism in Eukaryota, Fungi, Basidiomycota, Pucciniomycetes, Pucciniales, Pucciniaceae.
AUGUUCUCAACACAGCUCUCGACGAUGAUCACAGUAGCAGCCCUGAGCAUAACAUCCCUAACCCGCGCCGCCCCGACCCCCCAACUCGGCGGACUCUCGAGUUACAACAACGGAGGCCAAUUUGGUAAUUCGCAAGUCGGUGCCAAUGGGUACGGAAUGAACGGAUACAACAGCGGCUACAACGGCGGCCUGGCAUCUAACGGCGGCCAAUCGAGCUCGAACUCAUUCCAACAGUCAUCUGGCACAUCCACUCAAUCAUCUGGAGGCGCACUCAACGCCUAUGGCUCCGGAGGUGCUAACGGCUACGGUGCCAAUGGCUACGGCAUGAACGGGAUGAACAAUUACGGCUCCGGGUACGGUAGCGGCUCAUCCCUACUCGGCGGUGGACUAGGUUACGGCGGCAGACUAGGCGGUGGCUAUGGAGGAGGCAUGGGCUAUGGAUUGGGAGGAGGUCUUGGUGGCGGGUAUGGCCUCGGUGGAGGGUACGGAAUGGGUGGAGGGUACGGAAUGGGUGGAGGGUACGGAAUGGGUGGAGGCUACGGAAUGGGUGGAGGCUACGGUGGUGGUGGAGGAUUCGGUGGAGGAUUUGGAGGAGGAUUUGGAGGAGGAUUUGGCGAGGGGUACGGUGGAGGAGGCGGAGGAGGAUUCGGUGGAGGAGGCGGAGGUGGAUUCGGUGGUGGAUUCGGUGGUGGAUUCGGUGGUGGUGGUGGAUUCGGCGGAGGCUACUAA